AUGAUUAUUGUAUCUUCGACUAUAUACAUCAAUUGUAUUCCUGUAUUAAAUAAUAUAUGGACAUUUCAAUCACAAAAUCAAGUACAAACGUUUAAUACAAGUGGAUAUUCAAUUCAAAAACAAAGUCAAACACAAACAUUUAUUAACACUAAUAACAAUGGACAACAAAUUAUACAGCAACAAAUUCAACAACAAAAUCAACAAUUCAAUUCAAUUCAAUCACAAGUUCAACAUCAAUCUAUAAAUUCUGGAAACUUGCAACCAGUAAAUACAUUGCCAAUGAUUAUUCAACAAAAUUGGAAUGAUGGUUUACAAAUUUUAGUUGAUCAAACAGAACAAUCAUUAGAUUCACAGAUAUAUAAUCAACCAAAAUCAUCUAGUCAGUCACGAAAUGACGUUGGUCAUUUGAUACCUGAUCAUCAUCAACAACAACAACAACAAUCAACCAAACUUCCUCAAGAAUCUCAGAAUACUGAAAUACGACGAACACAAGAAAUUCAGAAUGAAGUCAAUUCUCGACAACUCGAUUCAUCGCCACACUCCGAUCAGUCACAUUCCAAUGUUGAUGGUUUGACAUUGGUACAACCACCAUUAUCUGAACGGUUUCGAUCAUUACAAAGUGGUCAAAAUCAAUCAUCACAACAGACACAGCCUAGAGUUGACUCACAACGUCAACUCGAUUCAUCGCCACAAUCCGAUCAGUCACAUUCCAAUGUUGAUGAUUUGACAUUGGUACAACCACCAUUAUCUGAACGGUUUCGAUCAUUACAAAGUGGUCAAAAUCAAUCAUCACAACAGACACAGCCUAGAGUUGACUCACAACGUCAACUCGAUUCAUCGCCACAAUCCGAUCAGUCACAUUCCAAUGUUGAUGGUUUGAUAUUGGUACAACCACCAUUAUCUGAACGGUUUCGAUCAUUACAAAAUGGUCAAAAUCAAUCAUCACAACAGACACAGCCUGGCGUUGACUCACAACGUCAAAUCGAUUCAUCGCCACACUCCGAUCAGUCACAUUCCAAUGUUGAUGGUUUGAUGUUGGUACAACCACCAUUAUCUGAACGGUUUCGAUCAUUACAAAGUGGUCAAAAUCAAUCAUCACAACAGACACAGCCUGGAGUUGACUCACAAUGUCAACUCGAUUCAUCGCCACAAUCCGAUCAGUCACAUUCCAAUGUUGAUGGUUUGAUAUUGGUACAACCACCAUUAUCUGAACGGUUUCGAUCAUUACAAAAUGGUCAAAAUCAAUCAUCACAACAGACACAGCCUGGCGUUGACUCACAACGUCAACUCGAUUCAUCGCCACAAUCCGAUCAGUCACAUUCCAAUGUUGAUGGUUUGAUAUUGGUACAACCACCAUUAUCUGAACGGUUUCGAUCAUUACAAAAUGGUCAAAAUCAAUCAUCACAACAGACACAGCCUGGAGUUGACUCACAACGUCAACUCGAUUCAUCGCCACACUCCGAUCAGUCACAUUCCAAUGUUGAUGGUUUGAUGUUGGUACAACCAAAAUCGUCUGAUCUGUUCCAAGUAUCUGAUUCACCGAUUCCAAAUGUGUCAAAUCCAAUAGUUGAGCAGCAUUCGGAAUUUGACAAUUCAUUCUCUAGUGAACCAAGACAGUCACUCAAAUCUCAGCCAUCUACAGAUUCUCCAUUAUCCGAUCAAAAGCACCAGCGACUACAAUAA
Molecule: messenger RNA, 1683 nt
Organism: Schistosoma margrebowiei
Lineage: Eukaryota; Metazoa; Platyhelminthes; Trematoda; Strigeidida; Schistosomatidae
Source: the annotation of a GenBank genome assembly